Perognathus longimembris pacificus (Pacific pocket mouse) is the source of this 2269-nucleotide messenger RNA. It is a transcript of the gene Znf18, whose product is annotated as zinc finger protein 18. Gene Ontology annotation, biological process: regulation of transcription by RNA polymerase II. The record is from RefSeq and is a predicted model, not a curated record. Gene Ontology annotation, molecular function: RNA polymerase II cis-regulatory region sequence-specific DNA binding; DNA-binding transcription factor activity, RNA polymerase II-specific. Lineage: Eukaryota; Metazoa; Chordata; Mammalia; Rodentia; Heteromyidae. The transcript is spliced from 8 exons. The coding region runs from base 296 to 1924 and encodes 542 amino acids.
AGGCUGGCCUUGAAUUUAUAAUUUCUCUCAGUUUUCUGAGUUCUGGGGUUACAGGUCUGCCUCACCACAUCAGGCUAACUGCUUUUCUAAUAUAGGAUGAAUACACUUGGGUGAGGUGGUAGGAACAGACAUUUCUUCUGCCUCAAGAAAAAUGCAGCUGGAGUAUUGCAUUCACCUUUGAUGAGGCCAGACGCCAAGUGGUUGGCACUUGAGUUCAUCCCAUCUUUAUCAUCGCUGUGAAGGCUUAGAUCCACGCUGGAAGCCCUUCACCUAAGAGGCCUUGCAAAGCCAGACGAUGCCCACUGACCUGGGGCAGGCCCUAGGCCUGCUGCCUGCACUGUCCCAGGCCGAGGACUCCCUGUUCUGCGGACCAGAGGCUGCCUCUCAAGGGGAGCUCUCUAGCCCGGAGGCUGCACGCCAGCUGUUCAGGCAAUUUCGUUACCAGGUGAUGUCUGGACCCCACGAGACACUGAAACAACUUCGGAAGCUCUGUUUCCAGUGGCUCCAGCCAGAGGUCCACACCAAGGAGCAGAUCCUGGAGAUCCUGAUGUUAGAGCAAUUUCUGACCAUCCUUCCUGGGGAGAUCCAAAUGUGGGUGCGGAAACAGUGUCCAGGCAGUGGAGAAGAGGCAGUGACCCUGGUGGAGAGCUUGAAGGGUGAUCCUCAGAGACUGUGGCAGUGGAUCAGCAUCCAAGUUCUGGGACAGGAAAUCUUCUCAGAGAAGAAGGCAUCUCCCAUCUGGGAUGUGGAGCCCCUCCCGGAAGUGGAACAUGAGGAGCAGGGACUUGAUGAUUCACCCACGGAGCCUGGGGAGCUGCUAGGCCACGCGGUGAAGGAGGAACCAGAACUAGCUCUAGCUGCUUCUCAGAUUCCUGCACGACCUGAGGAAAGGCUUCUGGGAGACCAAGACUUGGGAGCAGUGCUCCUCCCAGGAGCCCCACAGGAUCAGUGGAGACAUCUGGAUUCCACUCAAAAGGAGCAAUACUGGGAUCUCAUGCUGGAGACCUACGGGAAAAUGGUCUCAGGUGGUGUUUCCAACUCCAAACCCAGCCUGCCUAAUUCAACAGAACUUGGGGAAGAGCUGACAGGACUGCCCUCCCACAUCAGUGGAAAGAUGGCGAGACUCACCUGUGCAGGAGAAAGGCAAGAGGAUGACAAAGAGAUCCUGAGCAUGGCAGACCCCAGGGUCCCAGAAGCUCUGGGUGGCCCCUGUCAGGUUUCUGAGGAGGCCCCUCCGCAGGCCACACUGAGGGGCUUCUUUAGUGAGGAGGAUGUGCCAGGAUGCUUUGCGGAAGGAGAGCGCCUCCGCGAGGCUCCGGAAAACGUCCAGGGGGAGGGGUCAGGAGGACAGACUUCUCCACAUGCAAGUAGUGCUGGGAAACAACUAGGUCAGUACCUGCCUCCCCUGCCAGGUGAGCUGUCUUCCCUGUGGCUAGAGGAGAAGAGAGAGGCCUCUCAGAAGGAGCAGCUGAGGGCCCCCCUGGCCCCGAAGCUCCCCACCUGCAUGGAGUGUGGGAAGACCUUUUACAGGAAUUCACAGCUGGUUUUUCACCAGAGAACGCACACUGGUGAGACAUACUUUCAGUGCCCCAUCUGCAAAAAAGCCUUUCUGCGGAGCUCAGACUUUGUGAAACAUCAGAGAACUCACACUGGGGAGAAGCCCUGUAAGUGUGAUUACUGUGGGAAAGGCUUCAGUGACUUCUCCGGCUUGCGCCACCACGAGAAAAUCCAUACAGGGAAGAAACCUUAUAAAUGUCCCAUCUGUGAGAAAAGCUUUAUUCAGAGGUCAAACUUUACUAGACAUCAAAGGGUUCACACAGGAGAGAAGCCUUAUAAAUGCUCCCACUGUGACAAAAGUUUCAGCUGGAGCUCCAGCCUUGACAAACAUCAGAGCUCCCACUUGAGGAAGAGGCCUUUCCAGUAGUCGCUCCCUGGACAUGAAUUUGGACUUGAAGAUAUCCCGUCCUCUGGACUGGAUUUCUUGGUUUAGCUUCUCCCUUUUGCAUCAGGAGAAAGAAUAGUUUUUUAUGUUUCAUUUUAUCUCUUCUUUUGGAUUCCGUGGGACAAAAACUCAUUGAUUUGGAUUUUGGAAAUACUCACUGAGGAGAAUUACAGUGGAGUGGCUGCUCACUCAGAGAACCUGGAUCAGCCCUUGCUAUAGAAGGGGAGGCAUGGAGGGUCCAUGCAUGUUCUUGGGUCAUAUGGAUAAAAAAGUAACUUCAACUCUACCUUGUUUGCAAUAAACUGAGUCAAAUCACUUCCUGUCUUA